This is a messenger RNA of Neopsephotus bourkii (Bourke's parrot), 2730 nucleotides long. It is a transcript of the gene IL12RB2, whose product is annotated as interleukin 12 receptor subunit beta 2. Gene Ontology annotation, cellular component: signaling receptor complex; membrane; external side of plasma membrane. Bases 217 to 2730 code for a protein of 837 amino acids. The transcript has 16 exons. Gene Ontology annotation, molecular function: cytokine binding; cytokine receptor activity. Lineage: Eukaryota; Metazoa; Chordata; Aves; Psittaciformes; Psittacidae. The record is from RefSeq and is a predicted model, not a curated record. Gene Ontology annotation, biological process: cytokine-mediated signaling pathway.
UGUGUUGGUGGUUGCCAGCUUAGCUUCCUGUCCCCAUGACACAAAACUUGUGUCACUUGGGCCACCCCAUUGGCAUCUUCCCUGCAUCAAUGAACAAAGCACCCUCAGCUUUGCUCCUGCCAGCCGAGCCCAACAUGUCACAGCUGCUUCCCAGGGUUUCCCAAAGAGGAGAAGUGAACACACGCAGCGAGGGGUAGCACUGAACCAGGGAGCAAAAUGCUGUUUGCUGCUGUGCCCGCUGCAGUUUGGUUAUUGGUGCGCCUCGCAGCAGAAGCGAGCAGUAAAGGGGAUGUGACUGCUGGCGCUGCAGAACUGUGUGACAAAGGGAACAUGACUGCUAACACCUCUUCCCAUGUCCAGCCUGGGAGCAGCAUCACCCUCUCCUGCCAGCUGAAACCCCAGCAGUACAGCAAGCAGUGCAGGAUAGCUAUUUUCUUUAACAGCUCUGAACGCAAUAGCAGUUACAGCAGUUCAGUAAGCACCAGGUUUCUAGUCCAUACCUAUGGCAAACACAUGUUUACAUGCAAAAUACUUUGUGAAUAUGGGAAAAAACUCAUUUGUGGAAUCGAUAUUGAGUCUGGAAAUCCUCCAGAUGAGCCAAGAAACGUGUCGUGCAUCCAGCAUGGAACUGAUGGUCAUCCCAUCUGCACCUGGGAUAAAGGCAGGCUCACGUACAUCAACACUACAUAUGUAGUACAGCUAUCAAACAGGACAGAUGUCUUAUACAUCUCAGAAGAAAGCCUGGAUACGAGGUUUGGCUCGCUGGCUCUGAGCAAGCUGAACUUUGACUCUACUUACACCAUUGUGGUUGCUGCCUCCAACGAGCUAGGAAGUGCCUUUUCACAGCCUCUCGUGUUCAUGUUAAUAGACAUAGUGAAACCACAUCCUCCCAAGUUUUCAGUGGGAUUUGAGCGUUCUUCUGCCACCAACUGCACCCUUUCUUGGCACAACGAAGCACAAGAGCAGCACUGCAGGCUGAGAUACCGUCCACUUACCAGGCACGACUGGAGCAUGGUUGAAAACUUGAACGGUGAAAAAUGCAGUCUUUAUGGUCUGGAGCCUUACACAACCUAUGAGCUCCAGCUCAGCUGUAAAAUCCACCCCAAGCGAGGACUGUGGAGCAACUGGAGCACGUACCAGAACCGGACUCCAGAGGCAGUGCCAACAGGGGUCCUGGACGUCUGGUACCGACAGCAGGACGCGGGCUCCCAGCAGCAGAAGAUCUCUCUGUUUUGGAAGGCUUUGAGCAAAUCGGAGGCAAGAGGAAGAAUCCUGCAGUACACGGUGACCUUCAAAGCCCUGGACCAGCAGAGCCCUGGGGCAGAAGCACAUCUUACCACCCAAACCAGCUAUGCCAAGGUCAUGCCAAGGGUAAACUACAAGAUAACAGUCACUGCCGAGAACUCAAGGGGCAGAUCCCCCCCUGCAUCCAUUGCAACAGACCUGGGCAUCCAGGAUCUACCUCCUCCUCAGGAAGUCUCUGCCAUAGCCAUGGGAAACAGCAGCAUCCUCAUCAGCUGGAAACCACCCAUCAGCUCCACCGCAUCCAUCAGUGGAUAUGUAGUGGAGUGGGCAGACACACAGGGGAGCCUGGAGCCCCAUCCAGCCUGGGUAAAGCUGCCAGCAUCCAACCUGUCCACAGUGAUAGCAGAGCACGUAAAAGAUGAGGUGUGCUAUCAGAUCAGUGUAUUUGCACUCUAUCAGGACAGAGCUGGACGGGCAGCAUCAGUUAAGGGAUACUCAAGUGCAAAAGCUCCAUCAGCUGGGCCCCAGAUGUACACAGCACCGCAUGCAAAUGGCAUCUUGGUUUCAUGGGAAGCAAUCCCGGCCCAGCAGCAAAGGGGCUGCAUCACAGGGUACCACAUAUACCUGCAGAAAAGGGACAGCCCGGCUGAGCCACGUGUCUAUGCCAUUUCCAGUGCGACAGCCCACGGCUCACUGUACAUCGCUGACCUGCAGCCCGGGGAGCACUAUGUCCUGGGGAUGACAGCAUCGACGGCUGCAGGAGAGGGGCCCUGGGGCAACAGCGAGCUCAUCUGCUUGGAAAAUGCUGGGGAAUGGAUGGCUGUUGUGCUUACCUGCAGCAUCUUCAUCUUCUCAGCCUGCAUCUGUUCCAUGUCUCCAGCAAGAAAAGCAUUACACUCACUCCUCACCAUACUGGUACCGCAGUGGCAGAGCAGAGCCAUUCCAGACCCAGCCAACGCUACGUGGGCCAAGAACUACACAUCUGUGAAGGCAGAGCUGUGCUGGCCCUCCAGCCUGUUCCUGCCCAGCGCCAGCACCUUCGAAGAGCCCGAACCAACACAAGUGGAAGAAGCCUUUGUGAAGCCCAAGGCCCUCCUCGGCAGCAGCGGCAGGCAGGGCCAUGGGCACUGGGCACUGGAGCGCAGCCGGGGGCAGGAGGAGCCCCGGUACGAGCCUGUCCCCAGCACCGCAGAAGGGGAGGUCUGUGAGCAGCGGCUGCCCGGCCCCUACAGGAGGAUGGCGGUGGUGGAGGAGGCCACGGAGCACACAGAGAACGUCCCCGAGUACAUCGCCAACCCCAGCACCAGCACAGCCCCCCCGUACCUGCCCCUGGGGGCGGGCACUGCUGAAGAUCUCCCUGAGCUCGAGUGCCAGCCGCUCUCCGUGUUCCCCACAGCCUGCCUGCUGCCCGCGUUUCCCUAUGGAGGGAAUCUCACCUUGGAUGCGGUGAAGAUAAACUGCAGCUCGGAGCUCAGGGUGACGUGA